CUCUCACUCCAAGAUGGCGGCCGCGGGUUAUGGCGGCGAGGCGGGAAGCGGCAGCGCGGAGUGAGGUGGCGGCAGCACCUCCGCACCCCGGAGCUGCGGCCGCGGCUCGGCGCCGGCGGACUGGCAGCUCCCAUUCCGCUCGCCGCUACCUCCGCGGGGGCACGCGUGGCCGGCUCCAGGGGCAGAGCCGCGGGCUGGAGUGAGGCCGGAGCCCGCUCGGUGUUCCUAGAGAGUGACCGGAGUGUUGAUGACGUGGGCCUGGCAGCUGGCAGGAAACAGCGAGAGAGAAAACACGAGGAUCUGCUACAAGAGGAGGAGAUAGCAGCCCAGGACAGCAAGCUUGUCUUUCUGGGGACAGAACCUCACAAAAAGAAGCGAAAGCACUCCUCCGAUGAGUUCAGCUACAGAGAUCUUUCGCCUUUGGAUCUACCAUCAAAGAAGAAGAAAAAAGCAGUUUCCAGCCCACCCUCUGCUGAUACAACCAUGGAUCUACUCAAAGCUAUCACCUCACCUUUGGCCACUAGUUCAAAGUCUUCAAAGAAAACCUCUGAAAAAUCAUCAUCUCAUUCUUCCUGUGGCCAUUCUGAAAGCAAAAAGGAGCACCACAAGAAGAAGUUAAGUGGAAGCAGUGGGGAGCAUUCACUGGAUGAUGGCAGCUACCACAAAUCUAAAAAAAUGAAACCUCUCUAUGUGAACACAGAGACAUUUACUCUCCGUGAACCUGAUGGCUUGAAAAUGAAGCUCAUCCUUUCGCCAAAGGAGAAAGGAAGCAGUGCAGCAGAUGGUGAGUCUUUCCCCUACUCUUCACCAUCAGCUGCUGCAAAGAAAUCUUCAAAGAAGUCAGCUCGAGAUGAGCAAGGCACAUUCCUUGUGGGUCAUGAACUGCCGAGCUUCCUGAGGUCAACCCGGAAGAAGCACAAGCCACCUCCAGACCCACAUCCACCUUCCGAGGGGAAUGUUGCUGACACCUCCCUUAUUUCAGAGGGCCAUGGGAGUGAAUAUGAUCUGGAAGCACCACCAGAAUCUGGUUCAUCUUCUGGUGGGGAGUUAGAGGCUGGAGAGCUAGUGAUAGAUGACUCCUACCGGGAAAUCAAGAAGAAGAAGAAGUCAAAAAAAAGCAAGAAAAAAAAAGACAAGGAGAAACACAGAGAGAAAAAGCACUCUAAAUCUAAAAGGAGUUCUGGACACCCCGUGGCAGUAACAGAAGCAACAGUAUCACCACCACCCCCUACCACUACUCCUUAUGUUCUUCCUCCACCACCUCCUGUUUUUCACUCAGAUGGACAGGGUGAGAAGAGGAGGAGAAGGGAAGACAAGGAGAAAGAAAAAGCUGAGAAGUGGGAGAAAGAAAAGGAGAGGGAGAGGGAGAAAGAAAAGGAGAGGGAGAGGGAGAAAGAAAAGGAGAGGGAGAGGGAGAAAGAAAAGGAGAGGGAGAAAGAAAGGGAAAAAGAGAAGGAAAAGGAAAAAGAAAAGGAGAAGGAGAAGAAGGAAAAGGAGAGGGAGAAGGAAAAAGAAAAGGAGAGGGAGAAGGAAAAAGAAAAGGAGAAGGAGAAGGAAAAAGAAAAGGAGAGGGAGAAGGAAAAAGAAAAGGAGAGGGAGAAGGAAAAAGAAAAGGAAAGAGAAAAAGAAAAGCCAAAGAAGAAGAACAUGUCUGCAUAUCAAGUAUUCUGUAAGGAAUAUCGUACAACUAUUGUAUCUGAACAUCCUGGGAUAGAUUUUGGAGAGCUGAGCAAAAAACUAGCAGAAGUGUGGAAGCAGCUACCUGAGAAGGAUAAACUGGUCUGGAAACAAAAAGCUCAGUAUCUGCAACACAAACAGAAUAAAGCAGAGGCCACCACUGUAAAGAGGAAGGCAUCAUCUUCAGAUGGUGCACCAAAAAUAAAAGCUUCUCCAACAGGUGUGCUUUCCCCUCUCAAGAAAUCCCCCUCUAGCACUGUGGUGGUGUCUGCCUCACCGGCCAAAGUCCCCGAGACAGAUCCUAUUGAUGUAGCUGCGCACCUACAGUUGCUGGGGGAAUCUCUGAGCCUUAUUGGUCACAGACUGCAGGAAACAGAGGGAAUGGUGGCUGUUUCAGGAAGUUUAUCAGUACUUCUAGAUUCUAUCAUCUGUGCUUUGGGCCCAUUAGCAUGUCUGACAACGCAGCUACCUGAGUUGAAUGGCUGCCCUAAGCAAGUUUUGUCAAACACACUAGACAACAUUGCCUACAUCAUGCCUGGACUUUGACAGGAAGAGAUCCUGGGACAUGCUCAACCUCUGCAUAACUGACUUGUGUGCAUAUGCACUACGCCGGCACUCUGUAAGGGCUCCGUGUGUAGGGUUUUAACGUUUUAUAUCUGUAUAGUAUAUACAUAGGAUUGUAACUAUUUGACUUCUAUUAAUUUUAUGAAAAGUUGUGAAGUUAAGCUGAGAGAACCCUUUUCUGUUGGUGGAUGAAGUGUACUCCAAUCCAAAAGUAUUUUUAUGAGGAAUUCAGAAAGCUUUUGAGAUACUAGCCUUAAAUUCAGAUCUGUUAGUGGGGGAAGCAGCCAGAUGAUCAACUUAUAGAUAUAUGGAAAAAAAAGCUACCAUAAAGGUUGUCAGUGGAAGAGAUUACCCGGAGAGGGUGUGGACUCUAUCCUUGAUGAUACUCAAAAAUUGACUGAGCAGCCUGCUCUAGUUGGACUUCCUUUAAGCAGAGGUGGACAAGGUGACCUCCUGAUAUACCUUCCAGCUUAAGAUGGGAAGGUUAAUUAUUCCAAGGGCAGUUAGAGAUGCUAAUUUAUUUUGGACCAAGGAGUAGAACUGAACUCUUCACCAGCCUUGUUUCUAACUUUUUCAUUUUAAAAUCUACUGCUUGAGGGAAAAGCUGGAUGGCUGAUAAAAGAUACAGAGGUCUUCACCUCUCAGUCACAACUUCCAAGCUCCCCUCAGUGACUUAUGACUGAAAGUUGUCUGCUUACAUUUGGUUUAAAGUUGAAGAUGCCAACAAAUUUAUUCUUGUGGACUUGCAUCGAAAUUGCCAUUAGCAUGAGAUAUCAACAGACUGCAGUGGCUUGUGAGAAUGAACCUCCUGCUGAUUUUUCCAGGGCAUGGUCAGCCCACUUUGAUAGAGAGGAGAGUGGUAGCAGAUGGGAGAAACCUGAAUUGCCUUUGCUCAUCUUGCACAUGUUUUGUGAACAGAGGACUUGAGUUUCUGAGAUCACUGAUCCCAUCCCUUUCACCAGAAGUACUGAAAGAGCCAUGGUGCUGCUGUGAGGCAGUGACUAAUGACUAGUUUGAAGCAGUAAUGACUGAGCAAGGCACAUGUCAGUUGAUUGGACUGAUUCCCCUUCCUUCCAGCCACAUACUUGGUAUUUUGGUUUUCUGCUUCCCUAAAAGAGGAGAUGCAGGAGAGCACUUGAUUCUCAUGUAGGCUUUUGUGUGUCUGUAUGUAUGUGUAUGUGGUGUUCAUAUCAUGUGUAUUUAACUUUUACCAAUAUCUGUAACACUGUAACAGAUUUUAAUUUAUCCUGUAUAUUUCUGUGUGUGUGUGUGUGUGUGUGUAUGUAUAUAUAUAUAUAUAUAUAUAAUUUAAAAGCAAAAAUCCCUCCCCCCACCAACAGUGUGUGGAAAAUAUGAAUCAGGUGUGCCUCAGCCACUUCCCACAGGCAUCAGCUAUAUAUGCAGUAGCAGACAUUGGCUCUGUAUGGGGGAACAACAGCAAGAUUUUAAGUGUUUGUAAAAAAACAGACUGUCUUAUGAAGCUGGGUAGAAGCUGAAAUACAAGGCUUUUUAAAAAAUUUGACCCCAGCAUCUCCAGCCUUUAUAACACAAAGGUUUUAAAAUGAUAAAAGAGCACUUUUGGACUACUUCCAAUUUGAAGUGUAGUUUCUCUUUUUCAGGGCAGUUGAAGGCGAGCUGCCCCUCAUUAUGACCAAGUCCCAAAUCAUAUUUAAAUUAAAUCCUCAGAUGUGCAGGAGGGUUUUUCUCCCCAUUCAUCUUUACCAUGUAUUCCUCAACAGUGCCAGUGCACAGCAGUCUCUCUGUUACUGAGCUUUUCUCAGUUCAAUGUUACAUUUUUUUCAGUAAGUUAGUGGAUGAAGCAGAAGGUUCUCAGACUAUUAUGUAAGUUCUUAUCUGAAGCCUCAGACCAGAGAAUACAUGUUUUGACAAUGCAUGACUAAUCCCAGAGAUUUUGGAAUUGGGAAGAGGCCUGGGAGGGAGGCAGUCUGAUUCAAUUUGUGAUUCCCUGCCCUUACUAAAGCACCUGCUAUUGGGAGUGGCACAAAAAAUGUCUGGCUCUUUCCAGCCCUUUACAACUGAGAGCAUUGUAGUAGAGGGGUAGAUCUCUAAGAAACAGAAGGGGAUCAGCUCUAACUUUGUCAUCUGUACAACGGAAAACUCUUGAAGAGUUUAAAAACACACACAACCCUACUGUAUUGUGUUUUUAUUUAAAAUUUGUACACUUUGUAUAAUCUAUAUCUUGUGGUAUUUGGUACUAGAGGGAAAACUUUGGUGAGACUUAGCAGUUUUUAUAUUUUUGUUAUUUCCGUGUUGUUUGAUCCAGAUUACAUUACAAUUAUAUAAAGAAACUUUUUGUACUGUACUUACAAUAUAAUUUUUUUAACAUUU
Molecule: messenger RNA, 4590 nt
Organism: Rhea pennata
Lineage: Eukaryota; Metazoa; Chordata; Aves; Rheiformes; Rheidae
Gene: HMGXB4
Product: HMG-box containing 4
Exons: 10
Coding region: 484-2223 (579 amino acids)
Source: RefSeq, a predicted model, not a curated record